This is a messenger RNA of Ochotona curzoniae (black-lipped pika), 3975 nucleotides long. It is a transcript of the gene TTBK1, whose product is annotated as tau tubulin kinase 1. Bases 1 to 3975 code for a protein of 1324 amino acids. Gene Ontology annotation, molecular function: ATP binding; protein serine/threonine kinase activity. Gene Ontology annotation, biological process: peptidyl-tyrosine phosphorylation; signal transduction; peptidyl-serine phosphorylation. The transcript has 14 exons. The record is from RefSeq and is a predicted model, not a curated record. NCBI's taxonomy places the organism in Eukaryota, Metazoa, Chordata, Mammalia, Lagomorpha, Ochotonidae. Gene Ontology annotation, cellular component: cytoplasm; nucleus.
AUGCAGUGCCUAGCGGCUGCCCUUAAAGACGAAACCAACAUGAGUGGGGGAGGGGAGCAGGCCGACAUCCUGCCGGCCAACUUCCCGGUCAAGGAUCGCUGGAAGGUGCUGAAAAAGAUCGGGGGCGGCGGCUUUGGUGAGAUCUAUGAGGCCAUGGACCUGCUGACCAGGGAGAAUGUGGCCCUCAAGGUGGAGUCAGCCCAGCAGCCCAAGCAGGUCCUCAAGAUGGAGGUGGCCGUGCUCAAAAAGCUGCAAGGGAAGGACCACGUGUGCCGGUUUAUCGGUUGUGGGAGGAACGAGAAAUUCAACUAUGUAGUGAUGCAGCUUCAGGGCCGGAACCUGGCCGACCUGCGCCGAAGUCAGCCUCGAGGCACCUUCACGCUGAGCACCACAUUGCGCCUGGGCAAGCAGAUCCUGGAGUCCAUUGAGGCCAUUCACUCGGUGGGCUUCCUGCACCGGGACAUCAAGCCGUCGAACUUCGCUAUGGGCAGGCUGCCCUCCACCUAUAGGAAGUGCUACAUGCUGGACUUCGGGCUGGCCCGGCAGUACACCAACACCACAGGAGACGUCCGACCCCCUCGGAAUGUGGCCGGGUUUCGUGGGACUGUCCGCUACGCCUCAGUCAAUGCCCACAAGAACCGGGAGAUGGGCCGCCACGAUGACCUGUGGUCCCUCUUCUACAUGCUGGUGGAGUUCGCAGUGGGCCAGCUGCCCUGGAGGAAGAUCAAGGACAAAGAGCAGGUGGGGAUGAUCAAGGAGAAGUAUGAGCAUCGCAUGCUGUUGAAGCACAUGCCCUCGGAGUUUCACCUCUUCCUGGACCACAUCGCCAGCCUCGACUACUUCACCAAGCCCGACUACCAGUUGAUCAUGUCAGUGUUUGAGAACAGCAUGAAGGAGCGGGGCAUCGCCGAGAACGAGGCCUUCGACUGGGAGAAGGCGGGCACUGAUGCCCUGCUCUCCACCAGCACCUCCACCCCACCCCAGCAGAACACCCGGCAGACAGCAGCCAUGUUUGGGGUGGUCAAUGUGACACCAGUGCCCGGGGACCUGCUGCGGGAGAACACGGAGGACGUGCUGCAGGGCGAGCACCUGAGUGACCAGGAGAACGCACCCCCAAUCCUGCCAGGGAGGCCCCCCGAAGGGCUGGGUCCCAGUCCCCACCUCAUCCCCCACCCCGGGUGUCCGGAGGCUGAAGUCUGGGAGGAGACGGACGUGAACCGAAACAAACUUCGGAUCAACAUUGGCAAAACCCCCUGUGUGGAGGAGGAGCAGAGCCGAGGUGUGGGGGUCCCCAGCUCCCCGGUGCGUGUCCCCCCGGAUUCCCCAACUACCCCAGUCCGCUCUCUGCGCUAUCGGAGGGUCACCAGCCCGGAGUCAGAGCGGCUGUCUACCGCCGAUGGGCGGGUGGAGCUGCACGAAAGGAGGUCGCGGAUGGAUCUGCCUGGCUCGCCCUCGCGGCAGGCCUGCUCCUCACAGCCGGCCCAGAUGCUGUCAGUGGACACAGGCCACGCCGACCGGCAGGCGAGCGGUCGCAUGGACGUGUCGGCCUCGGUGGAGCAUGAGGCUCUGAGCAACGCUUUCCGCUCGGUGCCGCUGGCUGAGGAGGAGGACUUCGACAGUAAGGAGUGGGUCAUCAUUGACAAGGAGACCGAGCUGAAGGACUUCCCGCCAGGGGCUGAGCCCAGCACGUCGGGCACCACGGACGAGGAGCCGGAGGAGCUGCGGCCGCUGCCCGAGGAAGGCGAGGAGAGGCGGCGGUCGGGGCUGGAGCCCGCUGCCACCGCCACUGCCAUGCGGCCUCGAGGACGCGGCAUGCACCCCCUGGCUGAGGAGGACCUGCGGCAUGUGCCGCCCCAGCCGCCGCCACCCCAGCUGAGCCAGGCCGAGGGCCGUUCGGAGACCUCCCAGCCCCCCACGCCCGGAAGCCCUUCCCACUCACCCUUCCACUCGGGACCCCGCCCUCGCCGGAGAGAGUCGGACCCCACAGGCCCGCAGAGACAGGUGCUCUCCGUGGCGCCCCCGUUUGAGGUGAACGGCCUCCCCCGGGCUGUGCCUCUGAGCCUGCCCUACCAGGACUUCAAGAGGGACCUCUCUGACUACCGAGAGCGGGCCCGACUGCUCCACCGGGUGCGCAGGGUCGGCUUCUCGCACACGCUGCUCACCUCGCCCCAGACUCCACUGGUUCCUGUUCAGCCUCAGGCCAAUGGGAAGGAGGAAGAGGAGGAGGAAGAGGAAGAGGAGGAAGAAGAAGAGGAGGAAGAGGAGGAAGAAGAAGAGGAAGAAGAAGAAGAGGAGGAAGAAGAAGAGGAGGAAGAAGAGGAAGCAGUGGCCCUGGGGGAGGUGCUUGGGCCCCGCAGUGGCUCCAGCAGUGAGGGGAGUGAGAGGAGCACAGACCGGAGCCAGGAGGGUGCCCCAUCCACGCUGCUGGCGGAAGAUCAGAGGGAAUCCCGGGGCCGGGCCUCCAUGGCUGAGGGGGACCUGGAGCCAGAGGAGGGCUCCAAAACGCUGGUGCUCGUCUCCCCUGGUGACAUGAAGAAGUCGCCUGUCACUGCCGAGCUGGCCCCGGAUCCUGACCUGGGCACCCUGGCUGCCCUCACGCCUCAGCAUGAGCGGCCGCAGCCCACAGGCAGCCAGCUGGACGUGUCUGAGCCGGGCACCCUGUCCUCUGUCCUCAAAUCUGAGUCUAAGCCCUUGGGGUCUGGGACAGGACCCGGGGUGGGGGCAGUGACCGCAGGGGCGGGGGGCGUGGCUGUCACCUCCUCACCCUUCACCAAAGUCGAAAGGACUUUCGUACACAUUGCGGAGAAGACCCACCUCAACGUUAUGUCUUCUGGCAGCCAGAGCUCGCGGCCUGAGGAGCUCAGCGUUGGUGGAGAGUCGGGGAUAGAGGCACCCUCAGAUGGGGGUGCAAUGCAAGAGGGGGCCACAGAGCCCCUGGAGAAUGGCCUUGUCCUGCGUGGGGCUGAGAUGGAGAGCUGUGUCCUGUCUGGGUCCCCUGGGGUGACCCCCUCAGAAGUGGCCACAGACUCCCUGCCCAAUGGCCCAGCCCUGGCUGAAGGAUCAGCCGCUGUGUCCACGCCAGAGUUAGGCUUGCAGAAAGUGGCCAGCACAUCUCCUCCCCUGGGCCCACAGGCCAUGCCAGGCCCUCGCCCCAGGAGCCGCAUCCCUGUCCUGCUCUCUGAGGAGGACACAGGCUCGGAGCCGUCGGGCUCACUGUCGGCCAGAGAGCGAUGGAGCAAAAGGGCCCGGCCGCAGCAGGACCUGGCGCGGCUGGUGAUGGAGAAGAGGAAGAGCCACCUACUGCUGCGGCUGGCCUCUUCCUCCUCCAGCGAGGAGCAGCGUCGCGCCUCCGAAACGCUCUCCGGCACGGGCUCUGAGGAGGACACACCUGCCUCAGAGCUGGCGGCGGCCUUGCCCAGGAAGGCUGGGCAGGCAUCUGCCGGCCGAAGCCGGAUUCCCCGCCCCAUCAACAUCCGCAUGCCUGCCACUGCAGCAACCCGGCAGACUCUCAGCCGAGCCCCUGGCACGCCGGCCCCGGCGUCCGACACAGCCAUCACCAGCAGGCUCCAGCUGCAGAAGCCCCCAGGGUCAGCCACCGCUCCUGAUCUCCGCCCCAAACAGCAUCCCGGGACCGGCCGCCGCAGCCCGGGCACCGGAAGAGCCCAAGCCGGUGCCAAGCCCUCAGCUCCCCGCAGCCCGGGCCUUCCCGCCUCUGCCCGACGCCACUCCAGCGCGUCCCCUCGGAGCCAGUCCUUGUCUCGCAAAGAGAGCCCUUCCCCUUCGCACCAGGCCCGGCCAGGAGUCACCCCGGCUCCUCGGGGCGUCCCGCAUGCCCGAGGAGGAGCCCAGCCUGAUGGCAGUACCCCCUCCCCAGGAGGCCCCAAAAAGGGACCCAGAGGGAAACUGCAGACUCAGCAGCGCGCAGCAACCAAAGGCCGGGCGGGGGCGGCGGAGGGCCGGGCCGGGGCCAGAUAA